Messenger RNA from Oncorhynchus kisutch (coho salmon), 1793 nucleotides. Its product is annotated as gastrula zinc finger protein XlCGF17.1-like. Bases 1 to 1026 code for a protein of 341 amino acids. Lineage: Eukaryota; Metazoa; Chordata; Actinopteri; Salmoniformes; Salmonidae. Gene Ontology annotation, biological process: regulation of transcription by RNA polymerase II. The record is from RefSeq and is a predicted model, not a curated record. The transcript has 2 exons. Gene Ontology annotation, cellular component: chromatin; PcG protein complex; transcription regulator complex. Gene Ontology annotation, molecular function: RNA polymerase II cis-regulatory region sequence-specific DNA binding; DNA-binding transcription factor activity, RNA polymerase II-specific.
AUGAAUAAAAUAAGACCAGACUCAGUGGAACCAGAGCCAGGGACGUCCAAACCAGCAAGAAGACACCAGUGCUCCCACUGUGGAAAGGGUUGUAACCGGUUUUGGGACCUGAAACAACAUGAGAAAAUACACACAGGGGAGAAGCCUUACCACUGCUCCCAGUGUGGCAAGUGUUUCAAACAUUCAGGGGAUCUGAAAAAACAUGGAAGAAUACACACGGGGGAGAAGCCUUACCACUGCUCCCAGUGUGGCAAGUGUUUCAACCGGCCAGGACACCUGAAAGCUCAUGAGCUAGUACACACAGGGGAGAAGCCUUACCACUGCUCCCAGUGUGGCAAGUGUUUCGCCCAGUUAGGAAAUCUGAAACAACAUGAGCUAGUACACACAGGGGAGAAGCCUUACCACUGCUCCCAGUGUGGCAAGUGUUUUAGCCAGUUAGGGAAUCUGAAACAACAUGAGCUAGUACACACCGGGGAGAAGCCUUACCACUGCUCCCAGUGUGGCAAGUGUUUCAAACAGUCAGGGGAUCUGAAAAAACAUGGAAGAAUACACACAAGGGAGAAGCCUUACCACUGCACCCAGUGUGGCAAGUGUUUUAACCAGUUAGGGAAUCUGAAACAACAUGAGCUAGUACACAAAGCGGAGAAGCCGUACCACUGCUCCCAGUGUGGCAAGUGUUUCGAACAUUCAGGGGAUCUGAAAAAACAUGGAAGAAUACACAUGGGGGAGAAGCCUUACCACUGCUCCCAGUGUGGCAAGUGUUUCAACCGGUCAGGACACCUGAAAACUCAUGAGCUAGUACACACAGGGGAGAAGCCUUACCACUGCUCCCAGUGUGGCAAGUGUUUUAACCAGUUAGGGAAUCUGAAACAACAUGAGCUAGUACACACAGCGGAGAAGCCUUACCACUGUUCCCAGUGUGGCAAGUGUUUCAGCCAGUCAAGGGAUCUGAAAAAACACGAAAGAAUACACACAGGGGAGAUGCAUUACCACUCCUCCCAGGGUGCAAAGCAUUUGCCCAUUUAGGAAGCCUGAAAGAACAUGACACAGAGGAGAAGGCUUACAAAAACGUAGACUUUGGAAAAACAUAUUACUCAUAACAAUCACUUAAACGUCAUUAGAGAAUCCACACAGGAGAGAGAAAUUACUUCUCUUAGCAUGUAUAUUGAUAUUUCACAUCUCAUUGACUGACAACUCAUCAGAGAACAUACACAGUGCUCCCAUUGUCUUAUAUUGUUGCCUUAUAAUGUGUUUACCUGUUUUUACCAGAUGAAAUUGCUUCUUCCAAUUAUUGAUAAACAUGUACUGACUGUUAGAACUGUUCCAUGGAUUGAUGAGGAAUUUAAAAACUGUAUGCUUGAAAGAGAUGGGGCAAAAGGAGUGGCUAAUAAGUCUGGCUGCACAUCUGGCUGGCUUACAUACUGCAAAUUGAGAAAUUAUGUGACCAAACUCAACAAAAAUAAUCAACUUUAUUAAGAAGCCAAGAUCAAUUAUAUAAAGAACGAUGGAAAAAAACACCAUGAAAGAAAAGCAGUGCAAGUGUCGAAUUUUGUAAAGUUAGUGUGGGAGAGGUGGAAAAAUUGUUAUCGAUCAAUAAUGACAAACCUCCUGGCAUUGACAACUUAGGAGUGGCUAUAGAGUCAGCUACUGUCCUCAGUAGCUUUCCAUCUAUCUGUCAUAUUUUUUAUAUGAGCCAAGAGGAAAGUCUUUGUUCUCAGGCCUGGAGGGAAGCCAAAUUAAUCCACUACCCAAGAGUGGUAAAGCGGCCUUUACUGGUUCUAACAGCAGACCUA